UAUUCAAGAUCACCCAAUUUUGUAAUUGGCAACCACCAUCAUAUCUAUAAAUAAUAACACCGCACAAAAAUAAUGAGAGCUUCCUACCAUCAUGCAGUCACAAUAUUGCCGUAGGUCCCGCGUGAAAAAUAACUAGCUUCGAAAAUGACGACCGUCUUCGCCCGAAUAGUAAAGUUUUCAAUCGCCUACCCAGUUACCCGGGGAAUGGCUUCGUAUGCAGUGAUAUGGCCGACCGGAUGUCUUAUACAACAAAUGGCUUUUGGAGAUGAACAAUUUGACUUUGCCAGGGCAGCUCGGUUUGGACUGUUUGGAGCAUUUUAUGUGGCACCGACUUUAAAUGCAUGGCUAACUGUUGCACGUUACUUAUAUCCAAAGAAUGAUCUCCGUAGCGCUAUCAUAAAAGCACUUUUGGAGCAAGUAACGUAUUCACCUUGUGCGAUGGUGAGCUUUUAUUUUGGUAUGUCUUUACUGGAGGGGAAGACGGUCGAGGAAGCGAAAAAAGAAGUAGAAAAAAAGUUUUUACCAACAUAUAAGGUGGGUGUAGCGGUUUGGCCUUUACUACAGGUGUUCAAUUAUACAAUGAUUCCAGAAAAAAAUAGGAUUCCAUUUGUUAGUCUAUGCAGUCUAGCAUGGAGUUCAUUUUUAGCUUAUAUGAAUCACUGUAGUGUAAAAAAGGAAAACUUGUUAGCUAUUAAAUAAAGAAACAGAAUCAUUCCAAAAAAAA
Messenger RNA from Acyrthosiphon pisum (pea aphid), 724 nucleotides. Its product is annotated as PXMP2/4 family protein 4. Gene Ontology annotation, cellular component: cytoplasm; mitochondrion; membrane. The coding region runs from base 145 to 699 and encodes 184 amino acids. The transcript has 3 exons. The record is from RefSeq and is a predicted model, not a curated record. Lineage: Eukaryota; Metazoa; Arthropoda; Insecta; Hemiptera; Aphididae.